Molecule: messenger RNA, 1419 nt
Organism: Dipodomys spectabilis (banner-tailed kangaroo rat)
Lineage: Eukaryota; Metazoa; Chordata; Mammalia; Rodentia; Heteromyidae
Gene: Npy2r
Product: neuropeptide Y receptor Y2
Exons: 1
Coding region: 7-1155 (382 amino acids)
Biological process (GO): G protein-coupled receptor signaling pathway
Cellular component (GO): membrane
Molecular function (GO): neuropeptide Y receptor activity
Source: RefSeq, a predicted model, not a curated record
CUGAAAAUGGGCCCAAUAGAUGACGAGGUGGAAGAGAAUCAGACAGCAGAAGAGGUGAAGAUAGAGCUGUAUGGGCCAGGGCACACCACUCCUAAAGGGGACCUGGCCCCUGACCCUGAGCCCCAGCUCAUAGACAGCACCAAAUUACUGGAGGUGCGGGUUGUCCUCAUCCUGGCCUAUUGCUCCAUCAUCAUGCUUGGAGUAGUUGGUAACUCUUUGGUGAUCCACGUGGUGAUCAAAUUCAAGAGCAUGCGUACAGUAACUAACUUCUUCAUUGCCAAUCUUGCUGUGGCAGAUCUUUUGGUGAACACCCUGUGCCUGCCAUUCACACUCACCUACACCUUAAUGGGGGAGUGGAAAAUGGGUCCUGUUCUGUGCCACCUGGUACCCUAUGCCCAGGGACUGGCUGUACAAGUGUCCACUAUCACCUUGACAGUAAUUGCCCUUGAUCGGCAUCGGUGUAUUGUAUACCACCUGGAAAGCAAGAUCUCCAAACGCAUCAGCUUCCUGAUUAUUGGUAUGGCCUGGGGUACCAGUGCCCUGCUGGCAAGUCCUCUGGCCAUCUUUAGGGAAUAUUCAUUGAUUGAGAUUAUUCCAGACUUUGAGAUUGUGGCCUGUACUGAGAAAUGGCCUGGUGAGGAGAAGAGCAUGUAUAGUACUAUUUAUAGUCUUUCCUCCUUGCUAAUCCUGUACCUUUUGCCUCUGGGCAUCAUAUCUUUCUCUUACACUCGGAUUUGGAGUAAGCUGAAGAACCACAUCAGCCCUGGAGCUGCAAGUGAUCACUACCAUCAGCGAAGACAAAAAACAACUAAGAUGCUGGUGUGUGUGGUGGUGGUAUUUGCGGUCAGCUGGCUGCCCCUCCAUGCCUUUCAGCUUGCUGUGGACAUUGACAACCAGGUCCUGGACCUGAAGGAGUACAAACUCAUCUUCACUGUGUUCCACAUCAUUGCCAUGUGCUCUACUUUUGCCAAUCCCCUUCUGUACGGCUGGAUGAACAGCAACUACCGGAAGGCUUUCCUUUCAGCCUUCCGCUGUGAGCAGAGAUUGGAUGCCAUUCAUUCAGAGGUAUCUGUGACUUUCAAGGCUAAAAAGAACUUAGAAGUCAAAAAGAACAAUGGCCCUACUGACUCCUUCUCAGAGGCUACCAAUGUCUAAGGAAACAGGUUGGAAAUGUAGAGCGAAUUCUGACCAGAGCUGUUCAUCUGGUUGAAGCAUCUGCUUGGGGUUGCAUGUCCAUUUCCCAUUUUAAGUACUGAAGAAAAUAUGCAUGGAAGCAUCUGUGAUUGGUGUAUUUUCUGGAAAGCUGGCUAGCAGAGUCUAGGUGAAAGUACUCACAUUCAAAGAUAAGUCCACAAAAGGUUGCUCAGAUGAUAGGUUAAAUAAGAGCAAAAGUAGUGAGAAAUACUACUAUUGUUUGAC